AUGGCCUCUAAAGAUGCACAGAACCAAAGAAGUAGAGGCCUGCCUGGUUUUCUUCCUGGAGCUUCAGACAGAGAUCACAGCCUUUAUGUCUCACCUUCCAAUCCAGACAACCAAGUGUGGCAGCCAGGUCACCCUCAACCAGGCAGCCUUCCUCCUGGUCUAGAUUAUUUAAGCCAGUUAGACCUGAUCAUUGUGCACCAGCAGGUGGAGCUUCUUGGAAUGAUACUUGGCACUGAAACUGUGAACAAAUAUGAGAUUAAAAACAGCUUGGGGCAAAGAAUAUACUUUGCCGUGGAGGAAAGUAUCUGCUUCAAUCGUACUUUCUGUUCCACACUUCGAUCUUGCACUCUGAGGAUCACGGACAACUCGGGUCGAGAGGUGAUUACAGUAAACAGGCCCUUGAGGUGUGACAGCUGCUGGUGCCCUUGCUACCUACAAGAGUUAGAAAUCCAAGCUCCUCCUGGUACUAUAGUUGGUUAUGUUGCACAGAAGUGGGACCCAUUUCUGCCUAAAUUCACAAUACAAAAUGCAAACAAAGAAGAUAUUUUGAAAAUUGUUGGUCCUUGUGCAACAUGUGGCUGUUUUGGUGAUGUGGAUUUUGAGGUGAAGACCAUUAAUGAAAAUCUUACAAUUGGGAAGAUUUCAAAGUACUGGUCCGGGUUUGUAAACAAUGUCUUCACCAACGCUGACAACUUUGGGAUUCAUGUUCCUGCUGAUUUAGAUGUGAGGGUCAAAGCAGCCAUGAUUGGUGCCUGUUUUCUCUUUGAAACUGAAAGUAUGGCUAUGUCACUCACCCAAACAGGUGUAAUCCAGUGUUACAGUUGCUAUAAUAAAAGAAUGUACAUCAAGGCACAAGAAGAACUAACAUUCUGGACUUGGGGUGUGUUCUACUCCAGUAUGUAG
Eptesicus fuscus (big brown bat) is the source of this 903-nucleotide messenger RNA. RefSeq names its product phospholipid scramblase family member 5 (gene PLSCR5). Lineage: Eukaryota; Metazoa; Chordata; Mammalia; Chiroptera; Vespertilionidae. The record is from RefSeq and is a predicted model, not a curated record. The coding region runs from base 1 to 903 and encodes 300 amino acids. The transcript has 7 exons. Gene Ontology annotation, molecular function: phospholipid scramblase activity. Gene Ontology annotation, biological process: plasma membrane phospholipid scrambling. Gene Ontology annotation, cellular component: plasma membrane.